Molecule: messenger RNA, 207 nt
Organism: Trichomonas vaginalis G3
Lineage: Eukaryota; Parabasalia; Trichomonadida; Trichomonadidae
Exons: 1
Coding region: 1-207 (68 amino acids)
Source: RefSeq, a predicted model, not a curated record
AUGAUCGUUACCUCAGUCAUUGACUCAUCCUUACCUCAGACAACAACUCAUCCUUACCUCAGACAACAACUCAUCCUUACCUCAGACAACAACUCAUCCUUACCUCAGUCAUUGACUCAUCCUUACCUCAGACAACAACUCAUCCUUACCUCAGUCAUUGACUCAUCCUUACCUCAGACAACAACUCAUCCUUACCUCAGUCAUUGA